AUGAACCGUCUUAGCGUGGCUCUCCUGAAGCGCUCGAACCGCGCCUACAGCUCUCUGACGCUGACGACGCAGUGGGAGCCGCUCCGCGCCAAGCUCGCGGACCCGCGCGCCCGUGCGUCGCUCGACUCGCUCAAGCAGGCGCAUGCGGCCAUCAUGGCCGAGGCUCGUGAGUUUGCCGGCGAGCCGGAGAAGAUCAACUUCGCACAUUACAAGGCCUUGAUCAAGAACAAGGACCUCGUCGAGGCGCUUGAGGAGAACUACGCCAGCAUUGUCUUCCCCGACAUCAAGCCUGUUGACUGCUACACGGCCGGCAGCUCGCUCGAGGCCGACUUGAAGCCGACGUACGAGCGCCUCGACGCCGAGAUUGUCGACUCGGUCGAGCGCAUUGAGGAGCUCAAGGAACUCAUUGCGUUGAUGGAAGAGACGCGCACGACCAAGGCCACGACGAUCGAUGAGGUCGCCGCCAUGCACCCGGAGAUCGUGGACGAAAUCGAUGAAGAAAUCGCCAACUACGACUGGGAGAAGGACGUCCCGCAGUAA
Molecule: messenger RNA, 540 nt
Organism: Saprolegnia diclina VS20
Lineage: Eukaryota; Oomycota; Saprolegniomycetes; Saprolegniales; Saprolegniaceae
Exons: 1
Coding region: 1-540 (179 amino acids)
Biological process (GO): proton motive force-driven ATP synthesis
Molecular function (GO): proton transmembrane transporter activity
Source: RefSeq, a predicted model, not a curated record